Messenger RNA from Drosophila santomea, 2353 nucleotides. It is a transcript of the gene path, whose product is annotated as proton-coupled amino acid transporter-like protein pathetic. Gene Ontology annotation, biological process: amino acid transmembrane transport. Gene Ontology annotation, cellular component: vacuolar membrane. The transcript is spliced from 7 exons. Bases 189 to 1604 code for a protein of 471 amino acids. The record is from RefSeq and is a predicted model, not a curated record. Gene Ontology annotation, molecular function: amino acid transmembrane transporter activity. NCBI's taxonomy places the organism in Eukaryota, Metazoa, Arthropoda, Insecta, Diptera, Drosophilidae.
UAGAUGUUCUUUGGUUUUCGCGCAGUAGACACCGGUUUUUUGUGCCGUGGCAGGUAGCUUCGAUUUUUAUACUGUCUGAACUGUGGGCAUUAUUGCAACGUUUAAUUGGCCAAAAGUCGAUCGACCAUCGGCCGGAAAGAAGGAACAAAUAAUUUGUACACUAAGGGAAAAAAGAAGCGGCUUUCAUAAUGGUUAACAUUGUGGAUAGCGGGUCGAAGCAUGCGCCCCAGGAAAUGGAGCAAUUCCUGACCGGCGAGGAAAAAGUCAUGUACAAAAUCCAACCCCGCAAGUCGGAUACCGAGCAGGCCUUGUCUGGAAAUGACUUCGAUCCCUUCGCGUUGCGGGACAAUCCACAUCCCACAACCGAUAGUGAAACUCUCACGCAUUUGCUUAAGGCCUCCUUGGGAACCGGUAUCCUGGGCAUGCCAUUUGCUUUUAUGUGCUCUGGUCUUGUUAUGGGAAUCUUCUGCACCAUUUUCACCGCCAUUAUUUGCACGCACUGCAGUUACGUGUUGGUAAAAUGCGGACACAAGCUGUACUACAGAACUCGCCGUACCAAGAUGACCUUUGCCGAGAUUGCCGAAUCUGCGUUCCUAAAAGGACCCAAAUGGUGCCGGGGCUUCGCGCCGGUGGCCAAGUUCUCCAUCCUGUUUGGUCUGUUCCUGACGUACUUUGGCACCUGCUCGGUGUACACGGUAAUUGUCGCAUCGAACUUUCAGCAGUUGAUUGGCUACUGGACGGGAUCACCGGUGUCGCUGCGAAUGCUUAUUUGCGUAUUGCUGGUGCCCUUGAUCCUGAUUGCCUGGGUGCCAAAUCUGAAGUACCUGGCGCCCGUCUCGAUGGUGGCCAAUGUUUUCAUGGGCCUGGGACUGGGCAUUACGUUCUACUAUCUGGUCCAGGAUCUGCCAUCAGUGGAAGAACGCGAGUCCGUCGUUUUGAGCACAUUGCCGCAGUUCUUUUCGAUCACCAUCUUUGCGAUGGAGGCCAUCGGUGUGGUUAUGCCACUGGAGAACAACAUGAAGACGCCACGGAGCAUCCUCGGAAUCUGCGGUGUGCUCAGCAAGGGCAUGUCCGGCGUGACCCUUAUUUAUAUGCUGCUGGGAUUCCUUGGAUAUUUGCGUUACGGUAACGCCACCGAGGAGAGUAUCGCCCUGAAUUUGCCUAUCAAGGACUACGCAGCCCAGGCGGUGAAGGUGCUCAUUUCGCUGGCCGUAUACUGCACAUUUGGACUGCAGUUCUUUGUGUGCUUGGAGAUCCUGUGGGAUGGCAUUAAGGAGAAGUGCAAGAAGCGCCCAACAUUGGUCAAUUAUGUGCUGCGCACGGUGCUGGUUACCGCUGCCGUUGUUCUGGCCGUGGCUGUUCCUACAAUUGGCCCAUUUAUGGGUCUCAUCGGUGCCUUCUGCUUCUCCAUUCUAGGAUUGAUCUUCCCGGUUGCCAUUGAGCUGAUUGUCCAUUGGGAGGAAGGUUUUGGUAAAUACAACUGGAUCCUGUGGAAAAACGUAUUGAUCACGUUGUGCGGCAUUGGUGCCCUCGUGUUUGGCACCCAGGCAGCCAUCAAGGAUAUUGUAAAAGCCUACAGUAGUACUGAACAAGUUGGAGAAUAGAUACUUUACAACAUAGGAGAGAGGCUCCGCUUCCUAGAUAAAAUCUAACUAUUGUUAGAUGUAAAACUGCGCCCACAUUUUGUACAUUUUGUCUGUUGCUUAGUGUGUCUGUUUUUCAAUUUGCCGUUUUAGUACACCUGCGAUUAUAUAAUGUAGAAAGUAAGUUAAUUGAUAGCCAUUCAGAAGCACUUUUAGAACAGCUCUGAACGAUUCAAGCAGCAUACAAACUGAAAAAUUACUAAGUGCACUUUAAUAGUUUCCUAUUGAUUUUAAUACAAUUAGUAUGAGGCUAUAAAAGGACUUAGGUAUUAUCUGGCCCCAAACUAGCUGCACUCCUCGCAAAACCCCCACCCCUUUUCUCUGUUCUAAAAUAGUAUUACUCUAAAAGCAAGAAACCAAAACUGAAUUCAUAUUAUCAUGCCUUUCCCACUUUUACUUUGUUCCGUAGCCAUUGAUUUGCCUACACUAUUUAAAAUUUUAGCAUGUUUAGUUUGUAAGCGUAAGAAUUAAGAUUGCAAAGCCUAUUUUGCAAUCAAUCAGUUCCAAAUAUGUUGAGCUAAAUUACUCAGAGAAUACAAUUUUUAUACGAAAUCUAGCCGAGAAAUAAGUUACAUUGAAUUGCCCCGAUAUUCACUAUAUGUAAACAUAUUUUUUUGUUGUCUACACAUUUUUGUAUUUUAAUUAUAGCUAUUAAAGAGAAAUACUUAGCGAAACUAUCAAGUAAAUAAAUCAAGAAAUACAAGUUGAAA